AUGGAGAGCGGCCCCGAGAGCCUGCUGCCGCUAGAACACGGGGUGGCGGCCGGGCCAGGGCCGGGAACAGGUACUCCCCCAGAAGGACUACAGGAGACCAGGCUUGCCGCUGGAGAUGGUCCUGGAGUACGGGCGGCGGAGAACGGCAGCGGGAAUGGGCAGGGGGCGGCGGCUGCCAGAAGCCCCCCAGACUCGGCUUCUCCCGCAGGCUCUCCUCAGACUCCUGGACUCUGCAGCUCCUUCCCGGGCUUGGACUUGAAGGAGAGCGUUUUGGAGCGUCCUGCUCCCGCGAAGGCGCCUCUGAGAGGGCAGCACAAGGUGACCGCCUCCCCCGAGACAGCCGAGGCCGUUGCGGGCCUUGGUUUGGGUCUGGCCGGAGACUCGGGGCCCCGCCUGGAUCCUGCCGACACCUGCGGAGCAGAACUGGCGACCGCCGGCUCCGAGGAGCCCCGCAGCGCUGGCGGCCUCAGCAGCAGUUGCAGCGACCCGAGCCCUCCUGGGGAAUCGCCAAGCCUGGACUCCCUAGAGUCGUUCUCUAACCUGCAUUCUUUCCCCAGUAGCUCCGAAUUCAAUAGUGAGGAGGGAUUAGAGAACAAGGUUCCCGAGGAGGAGGAGGGCGCGGCAGUAUUGCCUCGGGCUGCCCCUCUGUGCAGAGAGGAGGAGGAGGACACCGCUCAGGUGUUGGCAGCCUCCAAGGAACGCUUCCCGGGACAGUCUGUGUAUCACAUCAAGUGGAUCCAGUGGAAGGAAGAGAACACACCCAUCAUCACCCAGAAUGAGAAUGGACCCUGCCCUUUGCUGGCCAUCCUCAAUGUUUUGCUUCUGGCCUGGAAGGUGAAACUUCCACCAAUGAUGGAAAUCAUAACUGCUGAACAACUGAUGGAAUAUUUAGGAGAUUACAUGCUUGAUUCGAAGCCAAAAGAAAUUUCAGAAAUUCAACGUUUAAAUUAUGAGCAGAAUAUGAGUGAUGCUAUGGCAAUUUUACACAAACUUCAGACAGGCCUGGAUGUAAAUGUCAGAUUCACUGGUGUUCGAGUAUUUGAAUAUACACCGGAAUGCAUAGUGUUUGAUCUUCUUGAUAUUCCCUUGUACCAUGGGUGGUUAGUGGACCCUCAGAUUGAUGACAUUGUAAAAGCUGUUGGUAACUGCAGCUACAACCAACUAGUGGAGAAGAUCAUCUCUUGUAAGCAAUCAGACAAUAGUGAGCUGGUUAGUGAAGGCUUUGUAGCUGAGCAGUUUCUAAAUAAUACAGCCACUCAACUGACAUACCAUGGAUUAUGUGAACUAACUUCAACCGUUCAGGAAGGAGAACUUUGUGUGUUCUUUCGGAAUAAUCAUUUUAGCACCAUGACCAAAUACAAGGGUCAACUGUAUUUGUUGGUAACAGACCAGGGAUUUCUUACUGAAGAAAAAGUUGUUUGGGAAAGCCUGCACAAUGUAGAUGGUGAUGGAAAUUUCUGUGACUCAGAAUUUCAUCUUCGGCCUCCUUCAGAUCCUGAAACUGUAUACAAAGGACAACAAGAUCAAAUAGAUCAGGACUAUCUUAUGGCAUUAUCUCUACAACAAGAACAGCAGAGUCAAGAGAUGAAUUGGGAACAAAUCCCAGAAGGAAUCAGUGAUUUGGAACUAGCAAAGAAACUUCAAGAGGAAGAAGACAGACGGGCUUCUCAGUACUACCAGGAACAAGAACAAGCAGCAGCAGCUGCUGCUGCUGCUACUACUACUGCUAAUACACAGGCCCAGCUGGGCCAGCCGGCACAAGCCUCUCCAUCAAGUGGAAGACAAUCUGGGAAUAGCGAACGGAAACGAAAGGAACCUCGAGAAAAAGAUAAAGAAAAGGAAAAGGAAAAGAAUAGCUGUGUCAUUUUGUAACAAGUACUAGAUUCUGUUGGAAUCACCUAUAUGUGUUGAGAAACAAGACCACAUGAGGAAAGGAAGAAAAACCGAUAAUAGAUAAUACCGUCUGUGCCUGAUUUCCCAUUGGAUUUUGUUCAUGUUUUUCAGGGGAAAGGUUGUUACUUUGUUACAAUCAGACUUCUUGAAGUCACACAAUAUACUCUUUAUGAGCUGGAGUUUCAUGUUACAAGUUGGAAAUGCUGUGUUGUCAUUCAUGAAGAAUACUGCACUUGUAGCCAAAUAAGCAAAUCACAGCGAAUUUUGUGUCAUAGUGACAUUCAUAAUUCAUAUCAGUUAGUAAGCUAUUUCAUCUUCUAACAAUGAAUGGAGGUAUUUGAUUUAGUCUGAUUCCUUCCUGAAAUCUAAGUAUUAGCACAAUAGUUUCUGAAAUUUUUGCAACCUUAAAUUAUGAUCUAAUCCAUGAGAAACCAGGGGUUUAAUAUGGAAUUUAAAAAGAAAAAAAAAUAAAUAACAGGAAUAAAUAAUCCUUAAUUGUAUAUUGAACUAGUUCAGCCCUUGAACAGCUUUACCUUUCUUUAGUAAUGUACAUUUUAGAUAUUAAGAACAAAUAAUGGAGCUUGGAUUUAAUUUAGAUAGAAAAAAAAUAAAGAUUUGUAUUUCUUUUCCAAUAGCAAAAAAAAAAAAAAAAUUAUAUAACACUAAUACUUACAACCUGUCCAAAUCACAUAUUAAUGACUUAAUAGUGUUGUGAAAUUUUGAGGAAUUUUUAAGUCGUUAAGUAGGUAAUCUGGACCAUAGUUACUAUUUAUUAACCAUGUGACAAGUAAGUUUAAGGAGGAAACCACAGUGGAUGCUAGGCCUUGUAAAUAUGAGAGUGUAGGAAAGUAGAUAGUUCAGUGUCUACCUUUUUUUAGAAUUACCUUGAACCUUAAAUUUUAAAUCAUGUUUAUUACUAGAAAAUUAAAUUAUUAAAACCAACAAAAACAGCACAUUUCUAUAAGAAGUAAAAGAUAAUCUCUGAGUCUAAUGAAAAGACAUUGAUAAAAAUCAGAGUAGAUAAGAGUUUAGAGGAAUUUAUGUAAAAGCAAGCAGAUUUUUUAACUUAUGAGAACCAAAUAAACAUAAAACAUAGUGUUUAUAGAAUUCAGAAAAAAAUAUUUAUUUAACUUUAUUAUGAGGCAACACAUAUUUUCCUGUAUUUCUAGAUAUAGUUUGGACAACUAUCCUUAAUAGUCCUUUUUAUAUGCUUUAUAUUUAAAGUUUGUUUUUAGUCAUUUUUGAAAAAAAAAAAAUGCUGCUGCAAGUAGUAUAUAAUUUACAUUCUAAGCCUCAAAAAAUGUGUUAUUUAGGAACAUCAUAACAUGACCUGAGCAUCCACUUGGAGAGUAUUUCUUGUGGUUUGGGGUGACAAAAUUUUGACUACAAAAAAAAGUGAUCUAGAAUUUUUUUUUUUUAAGUUAUAUCAUUAACUUUCUCUGUGAUCCAAAACCAGUUAUAGAAUGACUCUAUAUGUAAAAAGUAAAGUCUUAUUUAUGGAAGGAAUUAUUCUAAGGGGAAAUAAAUCCAGGGCCAAGCAUCUUUUACAUCCUUCUAUUUUGCAUGUCUGUUUGUGUUACAUAAUUUGUUAUUUCUUCAGAUUUCCUAUUCUAGAAUGAUAAAUCAUCAGAGAACCUGUUUGGGGUAUAAAACUUGGAUACAAAAUAUUUGGUGAGUCUCUUGAUUGUAACCCAGAAUAUCUGGACAUUGGUAAAGUAAUCAGAUAUACUAUAGAACUCUCCAUUGGCUUAAACAGGUUGAUCUUAAUCUGAGUUUACUCUUGAUAUCAUUCUGUUGGUUGAAGGAGAAAACUCAAACCUCAAAGUUUGUUCUUCUCAGAAUAAAUAGUAGUGACAGUGCAUUAUAUUUUAAUAAAAAAAAAACUUGAUAAUUUACAAAAGUAUAUUUGAGGCAUAUUUUUCCAUAAUUAUAUACUUAGCUAUUUAUUACCCUUGAAGAAUAUAUGUGUAGAAGUUAUUUUUCUGUUGUUUGUUCCUAUAUUCUUAAUUUGUUCCAAAGAUAAUACUGCCAUUCAGCAUUCCCUCUAGAAGAAAAAAAAAAAAAUCACUCAAAACCAGCAAUGCUGCUAUCAGAUAAGUAGAUGUCAAUGUGUACUUACGAGAAAAAAUUUUUAAAAAUGCAGUGUGUUUGUUAAUUCAGUCUUUUUCUAUGUAAUAUUUACAAAUCAAACUUUAUUACAUUCCUGGAAUUCAGUUUGAUAUACCAAUAGUAAUAAUGAUUAAAUAUUUACUUUGAUUACUGUGAGGGAAAAUUAAAUGUUCAAUUCUAUUAAAACAAACUUGUCAAAGAAACUGCUCUCCUUGCAAAUAUAACCUUAAAGGUUACAAAGAAUCUAGAGCAAUUGUGUCUUUAUUUUCUUUUAUUUUGCUCCAGGUAACAAAUUAUACAUUCAGGCAUUUCAUUGCUGGUUUGCAUUCAGAAGAAUUUGAUGUUAGUAUUUUAAAGCAGUUUUUUUCCACAAUAUUUUUUAAUACUUGAAAUUGUUACAUAUAUACUGCUACCAGAAAUUAGAAUUUAAACCUUUUUGAUUUUAAUAUUUAUAGACUAGAUCAUGGGCACAUUUGAAUCAACCAAAUCACUGUUAGAGCUAGUAAAAGAGGCAGAUGAAUGAAUGGCUGUGGUCACCAUUUUUUCCUCUUGCUUUUGAAAAGAGUAUUCCUUACAUUUUUAUUAACAAUAUGAGCAUUUUCUUGUCAAAUCCCAUUGCAUCAACAAUGCUGUGAUUUACAGUAGUUUACUGAUAUUUACAAGCACUCAUUGCAUGUGCACAUGUAUGUGUAUUUCUGAAGCAAGACAGCUUCUCGGGCUGGGGAUGUGGCUCAAGCCGCAGCGCGCUUGCCUGGCAUGUGUGCGGCCAGGGUUCGAUCCUCAGCACCACAUACAAACAAAGAUGUUGUGUCCGCCGAAAACUAAAAAAAUAAAUAAAUAUUAAAAUUUAAAAAAAAAAAAAAGACAGCUUCUCAAAGCAAUUUGGGAACUUUCCCUCAAAUUUUAAAAUCACCAUUUUAAGAAUAUUUACACACCUGGACUGGGAAUAUGGCUCUACAGACUCUCUAUAGACUGGGAAUAUAAUGUUGGAACAUGCAUGAGGACUGGGGUUCAAUCCCCUGCACUACAACAAAAAAGGAAAAGAAAAAAUAUACACACACGGACAUAGACUGAACAGGAUAGUAUAAAGCAACUAAAAUUGACAUUAGUUAUAUGCCCAUCCAGUGUACUUAGGUAAAGUAACUUACAUGUUUCAAGGUCAAGUUAGUAUUUGAAUGAAGCAGAGAUUUAAAUUUAGGAUUAGCUUUUGGAAUGUAUCUUGUUUUUAUUGUCUUAUAUUUCUUGCACUUAUUUGCUUAUCCCAUAUUAUGUUUUGAUUUCUUCCUCAUACAUCUUGAUCUUGGCUUAACAAAGCAAGUAAAUAUCAGAGAUUAACUGACUGAACUCAACAUUAACUAUUUUGUACUUACACAAAACCUUCUUAGUAUUUUGUUUUCAAUGAAAAACAAACUAAGUUAACUUAAGACAUAAGAAAUCUUGAGAGGAAAGGUUAGAAGGCAAACAUUUAAGGAAAGAAUAGUUGUAGUCCCUACAUUAAUGUUGGCAUAUGCAGCAGAUAGUUGUAAAAUCCUGCUGAAGAAAAAUUAAGGCAAGAAUUUUCAGAAUUGCCCUCAAAACAUCUCAUUUAUUUAAAUUUCCUUUUAAAAAUCAGUUUUGUAGUUUUGCUUAACGUUCUUAUUCAUUGUAUCAGUUAUUUUAAAAUAUGAUGGAAAGCUUAUAGGUUUUACCUAUCACAGUUCUUAGGCAUGCUGGAAACUUACUAAUGUUUAAUAAAAUAAUCUGAAGGCCCUAAAGAGAGUCCAAAAUUUUGUAUUUUAAGGAACUGGAUAUGUAGAAUUCUGGAUCAUUUUGUAUUUAAAAAUCUAACUUUUUGUCUUGCCUUGGGCAAAGUCUCUGUGCCUCAGUUUACUCUUUAAAUAUGUAGAGAAUGUCCUUUCUCACUCUCCUUCUCUCACUUUCUCACUCUCUUCUUUGUGCUUUACACUCCUGAAUAAAGGGCAUAGUAUAAGCACAAAAUAUUACUUAAAUUAUCACAAAUAUUACACAUCUUGGUUCUUGGAUGUGCAGACUUUUUCCAAUGACAAGUCCUUUUUUAAAAAUACUGUCAAAAUUUGUUGAAUUAUCUUGUCUUUGAGUAUCGCAUCAUGUUUUCAAAAUGUAUUUUGCAGUUGCUUUCCUGUUCUGUAGACUAGUGUCAAAAUCAAGAGUAUUUGGGAACUAUAAAAAGCAUUUUAAAACCUAUUUUUUUCCAAUAUUUUUCACAGAUCUAAAUGUUUAGAUUAUCUUUGAUUUUUCCUCUGUGUUAUAAAAUGCUGUCACAUUGCUAAUACAUAUAAAAGUUGUUUGCAUGGGUGAAAUUGAUUUAGAUCUUUCAAAUACUUUCAUUUUAGGGAUAUUGAAGUUACUUGUGUUUUUUUAGUGUAAUAUGUAAUUUGAGAAUGUGCAAUUAAAUUCAUUCUGAAAGUGAAAAUAGUAAAGAAACUCAUUGGAAUUUUAGAGUACUUAGUUUCUCUGAUAGUUCAGUGUCUUUUGUUACUGAUGUUCAACACUUCUAAAACUAUUAGGAAAAUAUUAUGAGGAAUUGAAGUUAUUUUUCUCAGGUAACAGUUUAAAAGAUACUAAAUAUUAAAAUUAAAGGCUUCCUGAACAAAAUAUAUUGCAAAAUAUAAGAUGAAUGUGAGGGCAAAUUCAUGUUGCUAGAACUUAUUUUGAUGAUCUAUGUAAAUUUUAAUUCAUGCAUGUCUCUUAGUCUUAAUGUCUUUGCCAUUAGAAAAUAGAAUUUAAUAAACUGUUAUAUACAUAUAUAUUUUUACAUGAAGGAUUCUAGUUUCUAAUUUCUUCUGAUCUCAAGAAAAUGUUUAAAAAAAAACAAAACGGUAAAAUUUUCAAACUCUUGCCUCAAGUUCAGCUUUGUCCUGUUGUUCUGAGAAAGGAAGAAAUUUAGACUUGUCUAACUAGGAGAUAUUUUUUAGGGCAUGGUACCAUCCCAGGUAGGGUGUUAAAAUACUAUGGCAUAAAUAUAAAAUCCAAGCUUUGAACUACAGUGGAUUUAAACAAUAAAAAAAGAAAAUUCUACAGUAAAUCUUCUACUUCACCUGAUAUUCUAAGAAUUUCUUUAAACCAGUUAAUUCGUCACUGGUAGCUUUACAAACUUUAUACCCAUGAGCACUGUCCUUUCAGAGACAAGGAUGCCUUAUAAAUAAGAGGAGCGCAAAACAAAAUUCUUUGGAAGGUGAUCCUUUGGAUAAAGUAGUUAUUUUACAGUUUUAAAAAGAAAAUCAUGAAACUGAAAUGCCCAUUUAAAUUCACAAAUCAAAACCAAUCCAGUUGUGCAUUGUAGUUGAAGUAACUUACAAAGCAAUUAUAACUAACACAAUGUGUUUUAAGACUGAGAUUGGUAUUUAAUCUUUGAAGAUUGUCUCAAUUUUGUCAAUGUUUUUGUUAUUCUUUUUUACCUAUUGUAUGAAGUAACCAUUUUUCAGACUACAUAGAAUAUCUUAGCUUUGUAGAUUUUUUUUUUUUAAUGGGGAUUUGAAAAGCCUCCAUUGGCUUUUGUUUUGCUGUUUUCCUCAAUAAAAUGACAACUAUUGUCAAAGAUCCACAUAUAACAAGUAAGACAAUACGACAGAAGAUUGGUGUAUGAUUACAUUCAUAGUAGCAAAAUGGAUUAUCUUUGCCUAUUAAACUUUAGAGGUACUCCAAAAGUCAUUUCCUAAUGCUAGCUCAUGUGAAUCUUUUUUCUUGAAUUGUGCAGAAUAAUUGAAUUGAAAAAUAUUUAAGGGAAUAGCAAGUGAAAUGGAGUAAUGACUGAAGAAAAGUUGUAAUCUUGAAAUAUAGCAAAAAAGAGAAACAAGUUUUCUUCUUCCACUUUAGUGUUGGACUAAUUGGGUCAAAAAUUUGUUAUGAAGGCCUAAGGGUAUGGCACAUGGUAGAGCACUUACCUACCAUGCACAAGGUCCUGGGUACAAUCUCCAGUACCUCCACCAAAAAAAAAAAAAUUACCAUGAGGAGGAGCUGGUAGUAGAUCAGUGGUAGAGCACUUGCCUACCAUGCACAAGGCCCUGGGUUCAUCCCUAGUAUCCCCAGUACCACACACACACACAAAUAUAUAUAUAUAUAAUUUGCUUUGACAUACAGAUUUUCUUUGUGCCAGGCUAAAAUUGGCCAGUUGAAAAAGAGUUCCUUCUCAAAGAGUUUAAAUAUACAUAUUAUGUUUGAGUGCCUUUUUUCCUCCUCCUUUCCCUUUCUAUCUUAACACUUUUUCUGCUUCUGAAAUAAUUCAUCUAAGCCUGGCCCAGGGCACACACGUAUAAUCCCAGCUAAUCUGGAGGCUGAGGUAGGAGAAUCACAAAUUAAAGGCCUGUAUGGCAAUUAGCAAGACCUUGACUCAAAAAAAGGGAUGGGGAUGUAGCUCAGUGGUAGAACAUCCCUGGAUCCAAUUUCCAGCACCAAUAAAUAAGUAAAUUUGUUUUGCUUUAAUUCCAAUUCAAUAAUAAUAAUAACCCUAGAAAUUAAUAGGAAAGAGCAUCAAAAUACAUUGUUUGAAUAAGGACACCUAAAUGCAUUUACCCAGCUUAGUGUUGAACUGAUUUCUAUGAAAUAAAUGUAUUGUUUUCAAUGCUAAUUAUGCUAAAACUAUUUAACUAUGUUUUAACAAGUUUCAAAACUUCCAUUUUUAGAUGAUACUCCUAAAAAAGGCAUAUUGUUUAGGUGGGAAAGUAUAAAAUAUUUAUGACAGAAUUAUUCAGUAUUAUUCAACAUUUAAUUUCAUGUCUGUUGUUGUACCACAAGUGUAGUGUUGUUGUUGGAUUAAAAUGUUGGGUGUUUUUGUUAUUAUGCUUAAAACUGUAACCAGUGAAUAACACCUGUAGUAUUUUUUAUUAUAGAUUAUAUUUUAUUUCAAUAAACUUUGAUAUUUAGACCAAA
Messenger RNA from Marmota monax (woodchuck), 8889 nucleotides. RefSeq names its product MINDY lysine 48 deubiquitinase 2 (gene Mindy2). The transcript is spliced from 9 exons. Gene Ontology annotation, cellular component: cytosol; cell periphery. Gene Ontology annotation, biological process: protein K48-linked deubiquitination. The record is from RefSeq and is a predicted model, not a curated record. NCBI's taxonomy places the organism in Eukaryota, Metazoa, Chordata, Mammalia, Rodentia, Sciuridae. Gene Ontology annotation, molecular function: cysteine-type deubiquitinase activity; K48-linked deubiquitinase activity; cysteine-type carboxypeptidase activity. Bases 1 to 1872 code for a protein of 623 amino acids.